AUGGAGUAUUUCGAUUUCGAAAGGGCCUCGUCUGCCCAUGGCUCUAAUCAACUAGAUGACGAUGUCGCUUCGAUUGAUAUUGAACUCGACGAAGCCGAAGAACAGGCAGCGAACUUCAACUCGCUGGUUCAUGAUCAGACAUUGGAGUUCUCCAAUGACCCGGUACCGGAGCAGUCCGAAGUGAAUGACGGACAAGCCAUUGACCCCGACGGAGUCUACCCCAUGUUCCGGGCCCAGGAACCAUGCGACUUUUGUCGACGAAUGGGCCUGGACUGUUUUGUUGCAAAACGUGGUAUAAUGAACCAUGGCUGUACUUGCUGUAUCUCGCUUUGGCGUGAAUGCAGUUUUACCCAUGCCAAAACGCCUGGCAAGUUCCUCCAGACAUUGCAUAGCGUGUCAGAGAAUGCCUAUGUCCCUACAGGUAGCCUGACGGGAAAGAAAGCCCUCAAAUCAGUUUCAUACAAGACCAAUGAUCCAGAUGCACGCUCUCAAAAAAGUGGAGCCCGAUUUUCGCGCAAGGCAAUCAACAUCCUGAAGAGCUGGCUCAGAGACCACAACGAGAACCCUUAUCCUACCGAGCAAGAGAGAGAUGACCUGAAGCAACUCACUGGUCUAACCCGGACGCAAAUUUCCAAUUGGUUCGCUAAUGCCAGGCGGCGCGGCAAAGUUCGUGCGUCGCCUGGGACCAGUUCCCCCGUUCCAGGAGCUAUGGACAUCCCCAUGAAGCAAUCCGUCAACGUAUCCCUUAUGACUCCCCUUGAACGUUGGAAGUACUCUCCCCCGAAAACGAACCGGCUACGAUCAGCGAUAUUACCCGUGCCCUGGCCAAUCCUCCAUUCGACCCCUCGCGUCCACACCCGGGCCCAUCGAGUCACGUGA
Penicillium mononematosum is the source of this 879-nucleotide messenger RNA. Its product is annotated as homeobox domain-containing protein. Lineage: Eukaryota; Fungi; Ascomycota; Eurotiomycetes; Eurotiales; Aspergillaceae. The transcript has a single exon. The coding region runs from base 1 to 879 and encodes 292 amino acids. Gene Ontology annotation, biological process: regulation of DNA-templated transcription. Gene Ontology annotation, molecular function: DNA binding. The record is from RefSeq and is a predicted model, not a curated record.